Molecule: messenger RNA, 2337 nt
Organism: Colletotrichum karsti
Lineage: Eukaryota; Fungi; Ascomycota; Sordariomycetes; Glomerellales; Glomerellaceae
Product: BZIP family transcription factor
Exons: 3
Biological process (GO): regulation of DNA-templated transcription
Molecular function (GO): DNA-binding transcription factor activity
Source: RefSeq, a predicted model, not a curated record
CUGAACCCACCGCAGCAACAACAGCAACCGUCGUUCUCAUAUACAUCGCCUCCUGAGUCCCACCAGUCCGCUUCUCUCACUUCUUCCUCGUCGGACUCGUCUUCUUUCCUCCGUCAUCCCCACGAUCCCAGAUUGCUCCAGGCCCAGUACGAGGCGUCCGCAACUAGUUACGACUUGCCUCCUGACCCCAACUUUUCCCCUACCGUCGGAGAUCUAGUCCCGAUCCAGCUUCAGGGUCUAGUGGCAGCACACAUCUCUCAGCCCCAGCCGCCCUUUCUUGGUUUCUCUCAUCCGGACCCUGCUGGACCCGCUCCGUUCAUCCCUACCGGCGACGACCACGAUUUCUUCCAUCAGCACCGACAACCCGGAGUUUUGCAGUUUCCUGGUGUUUAUUCCAUCUCAUUCAUGCAGAACCCAGAAUUAUCAAUACUCAAUGCCGAGUCCUUCGACGAUGGCACUGGAGGCGCAGGGUUUCGCGCGCCGAGGAGUUUGCCUCCUGGCAGGUCUCAAGCCGUAGCUGGUGAUGAGUCUGGGCGGUCGAGGAAACGAACCAAAGCUCAGUCCACUGAAGGCUUUGAGCAAGAAGAAGAAGAGAAGAAGCGGUCCCGAGGUAGACCGAGGCUUGACACCAACGACGAAACUGCCAAAGAUCGUCGUCGCACACAAAUCCGCCUUGCGCAAAGAGCCUACCGCAACCGCAAGGAAACGGCAAUUCAGACUCUUGAAAAGCAAGUUGACCAACUCAAAAACAACAAUGAGGAAAUGAGCAAGGCCUUUAUGACAUUGUAUGACUUCGCCGUCAGCAAGGGCAUGCUUGAUACUGCACCGGAUUUUGGCCGACAGCUUCAAGCUACGACUGAGAAGUUCGUUUCUCUCGCGCGCAGGACGAGUGAAGACCCAGGCAAAGACGGCGAUAUACCUGCCAGUCUUGAUCAAGAGUCUGAAGGACACAAGUCUAGUCCAACUAGCAACCCUGAGAAGCUUAACGAAAAGUCCCAUUCGCCAGAAGCCGCCCAAUCGAACCAAGUUCUGUACGGAGGAUACAUGGUCGACCAAGAUCCCAUCGCCAUCCAACAGUCUAUUCCUCGAACUCACGCCUUAGCCGCAGUUCACACAACAUCAUGGGCACAUGAUAGUCAGGCUCUCGGGGCCCGCGCAUUAUCGUCCCAGGCUCCGCUAGGCUACGAGAUUGUCACGGAGCCGACGCCCGACAAUGCAAGCUUUCCAUUCGGUAUGUCCCUCGAGAGCGGCCUGGACACGACGGGCCUCUUUGACUCGUCGGGCCAACCUCCCUCCGAGUCUCCUUUCUCCCUACUAUCCGCGCCGAGCACGUACGCGUACCAGGAGCGGACGUUCGGACGGCGACUCCAGCGGUCGACGUUGGAGCGCGCCUACCUCCUGAUCCGCAUGCCCAACCCGCCGCCGCACCGCAUCGCCGCCGUCUUCGGCUUCUGUCUACUAUUCGAGCCCCGCGAGAGGAUCUUGGAGAGGGUGGCUAACCGGCUCAGCGUGAACCAAAACGAGACGAUGUUCAACUGGCGGUUCCCGUUUCUGCACCUCGGCGGCGGCGGGACCUUUUUUGAUGAAAUGCACAACGAGAUGGACACGGCGGACCUGCCGCGCUUCGGAAACCCCAGGCGGCCCGUGGGAAACCAGGGCACGCUUGAGCCGCAUAGGCAAAAGGUCGACUCAUUGUACGGAAUAGGACCUUGGGAUGCGCAUACGGAGGAGAUGAGGGAUUCCAGGGUCACCCGGACGCUCCGUACAUCUGUUCCUGGAUUCGAAGGCGACUUUUACGACGCGGACGAGGUUGAGUGGGUGCUGCAGCAGAGGGGUGUGAUCAUUCCCCCCGCUGCCGACUUCGUCACCGCCGAGAUCGACCCUGCUGACUUCCCAGUCUCUGACGACGCGAGUGUCGGGGGUUCGAAGAUCGACAACUAUAUUACACGUACCAUUGGAGACCCAAAUGCCUUUGGUAUGAACAUGAGUGUGGGUGUCAGCGGACAAUCGACAUCGUCGUCACCUAGCCAGGGAGUGACAUUGGAGUCGACAGGCACACCGGCGCUGGACUUCAUUGGCACAACGGCAUCUGGUAUCCCGACUACACUUGCGAUGUCGACGCCGAUGAAUCUUGAUCCCAAUCUGGGCGGAGACUUGUUCGGCAUGGGCAGCUCUGCGACUAGCGGGACGUCACCGGUGUCAAGGAAAAGAACAGUGACCAUCAAUGUAGGGAUGCUCGUUCAUGAACUUGGAUCACGAUCAGUCUGUUUGGGCAGGUCACCUGGCGUUCGACCGAAAGACGUCAAUGCUGCUUUUUGGAGUUCGCUGGCUUCAUGA